AUGAAUGAAACAACAGAAAUUAUUGGGUCAUUAUUAUUUACAUCAAUGGGUCAUGAAAGAUUAAGUGAAAAUAUUAAGAGUUUAAGUAAAGAAACUACAUGGUGGAGAAAUAGAACAGCAAUUAUUAGUAUUACACCAGAGCAAAGAGGAAAAGUAAUUGAGAUUGGAAUUAGAGAACCAACAGAGUCAUGGAGGUUUUUAAUAAGACCAUUGGAAAUUAAAGAAAGAGAAGAAAUAGAAAUAAACCAACCUAAAAGAAGACUGAAGAAGAAUAUAAUGAAUUUAAAGAAGAAAAUAGUACAGAGGAGAGUAUUUUAUAAAAAUGUUAAUGAAAAAAAAAAAAAGAAUUAG
Molecule: messenger RNA, 351 nt
Organism: Entamoeba histolytica HM-1:IMSS
Lineage: Eukaryota; Evosea; Mastigamoebida; Endamoebidae
Exons: 1
Coding region: 1-351 (116 amino acids)
Source: RefSeq, a predicted model, not a curated record